AUGACUCCGGGUGUGUCACGACCAAUUGACGAAUUUCCUUCAAUAGCUGAAGCGUCUUCACAAUCGUCGCUGGAGCAGGAGGACGUUAAUUGUCCAUGCGAUUCCCAUGCUGGGAAGUUACUUCUGGACAACGUCUAUCCGCUGAGUGUCGACGAAAUCUAUGAGCUACUCUUCACAGACAGUCCAUGGUUCAAGAAAUUCAAUGAGGCCCUCAAAAACUCAGGCUACAUCGCAUCCGCUUGGACGACCGACAAAGAUGGUGUGCGAUCACGAACCUGUACAUAUACAAUGGCGUUGAACCAUGCAAUGGCCCCGAAAAGCUGUGUAGUGACAGAAAAGCAGAUUAUAUCCCACUUCGGACGAAAUGGUGACGGCUUCAUUGUGAAUAAAGAAACGCAGAACUCAGGUGUUCCGUACGCCAAUGACUUCACAAUUCAGUGCGUCUAUUGCGUCUCCAAGAUCAGUGAGCACGAGGCUCGAAUCAAAGUCCAUGGCGGUAUCGUAUAUAAGAAGAAUAUUUGGAGUGUGGUUCGAGGUUACAUCGAGAAAAGUACCUAUCAAGGCUUAGAUGAUCACUACAGUGCAUUGGAGAAAAUGCUCAGAGAUGAAUGUCAACGGAAAGCGAUGCGUCCAGAAGGGAAUCGAGAUGAAGUCGAUCGAUACGAUGAAGAAAGUUUAUCAUCUGUAGAAGAUCCAAUUACCGAGACUCAACCAACGCGUUCUCCUCCUCCACGAAUGCGAGCGAUCAAACGAGACACACCUGCUCAAACACCUACCACCACGGCUGUCAUUGCAGUACAACCCGACUACGGAUUUUACAUAAGGAUAAUCAUAUGCUUACUUGCUGGUUUGCUGAUUCUGAAUACGUUGCUGCUGUUCCGUGUUAAUAAAAUUGAAUCUCAACCGGCUCUUGGGGACGAUGUUGCACAGGUUCUCAAGAGAAUCGCCGAUCAAGGAAAAUCAGAUCAACAAACGGCGGCACUCGAGAACCUACUGGAGAAAGUUAAUCAGCUUGCUAGUGAAUUACAAAAACUAAAAAUGCAGAUCUCAUCUAAACAAGAGUUAUAA
This is a messenger RNA of Haemonchus placei, 1068 nucleotides long. Lineage: Eukaryota; Metazoa; Nematoda; Chromadorea; Rhabditida; Trichostrongylidae. The record is from the annotation of a GenBank genome assembly.